This is a messenger RNA of Dunckerocampus dactyliophorus (ringed pipefish), 11072 nucleotides long. RefSeq names its product piezo-type mechanosensitive ion channel component 1 (gene piezo1). Lineage: Eukaryota; Metazoa; Chordata; Actinopteri; Syngnathiformes; Syngnathidae. Bases 546 to 8201 code for a protein of 2551 amino acids. The record is from RefSeq and is a predicted model, not a curated record. The transcript is spliced from 54 exons.
ACAGGUGGGACAGUCGGGCUAUAAAAAGUUCUGUUGCGUGUUACUGGAAUAUGUCAAACAAUUUCCAAGAGUAACUGAACCACCCGGUACCACUAGACGGAUAUGUUUUACGUUUUAUAAAGUUAGUCACAUUCUGACAUGCGCUGAAAAGUUGUAUCGAGGCUGCAGUGCCAGCGGGUAAUAAGUGCAACAGGGAAGUGACCAGGAACACAGAAUUACUGCUCUAUGAACGCCCUUCAGCCCAUGAAUCACAUUUUCCAUCCGAAUACUGACUUCAGACUUCAGACUGGGCCUCCUUCCAACGCAACUUUUUUUUUUUUCCCUCUGCCGACAGAAGCAGUGGAAAGUCGCCUUCCUGAGCACAGACGUGACUUUACUCCGACACGUUUUGGAAGUGGAAGACUAGUGUACUAUUGUGGUCUUUUUCCAAAGUAGGCCAGGGAUUACGCUUUUUAAAAUAACUUUGCUUGUUCUUGUUAUGGUGUACUUGUGGAAAACUAUUCGAGACGUCGCCGCCAUCGGGGUCUUUUAUUGACCCAAACGUCAUGGAUCUCCAGGUGAUUGUUUGGCUCAUUUACUGCUUUGUUCUGCCAGUCGUCUUGUUAACAGCUUGUCUUCUUCGCUACAACGUACUGUCACUGGUUUACUUUAUUUACCUCCUGUUGCUGCCGUGGUUUCUGUGUCCCAACAAACACACCAUCAGAGGUCAUACAGGACAUUUCAUCAGAGCAGUAUUCUGUACCAGUCUACUGUUUAUACUGGGCCAUAUCUGCUUCCAGACAGUGUUAUACACCUACCCUCCUCUAAACAUUGCCAUUGGUGAUAACUGUUCACAAGUGGACAUCAUAACCAGGCAUAUAGGAUUGUCCAGGCUUCCAUUGGAGGAUCCUUGGAAUAUCUUGCGCCUUUUGUGUCCAGACCUGGUGGUGUGUGGGGUUGCCUUGUUAACCAUAAUCCUAUGCAGAAGACUUGUCACAAACAGAGUAAUGCUGGCUGCACCCAACAUUACAACAACAGAUGACGAGGCAACAGAAGAUGAAGAGGAAAAAGAAGAAUCAGAGGAUGAGGAUGAAGUAGAGUCAUUUCCUGGUGACCACACUCAGGGCUUUUCAACUACAACAUUAGCCAAGCAGCUAGCUGAGCGUCUGAAGGCUGAAGUCCGUAAAGUGCUGCUGGACCUGGGGAGGAUCUUUGCCAUUAGCCUGCUUGCCUUGGCUGGAAUCACAUUGCCCUCUGCUUUCUCAGCUAUUUACUUCCUGCUUUUCAUCGGUGUCAGCACAUGGUGGGCGUGUCACCUUCCAAUUAGUCAUCUUGGUUUCAAUGCUCUGUGUGUGAUGGUGGGCUUCUUCACGGCUGGCCACAUUGUUUGUCUAUACUUAUACCAGUGUCUCCUGGCCCAGGCUCUUUUCCCCCCAAACAGUCUGUGGGCGAGAGUCUUUGGUCUGAAGGACAUUAUCAAGCCAAACUGCUCUUCACUGGAUGAUUUCAAUCUUAACGCUGAGUAUGACUGGCCGGUUUACGUCAAUCCAGGAAUACUUUUCCUUCUCUACAUUACCUCAGCAACAGUCCUGAAGACAGGUCAUGGAACACCUAACCAGGAAGAAGAGAAACAGCUGCCCAAAAAUGCACAUGUGCUGGAAGAGGAGAUGGUAGAGUUAAGCUCAUGGAAUCAAAAGAGGGACAACUGUGAAAAUGAAACCCAGCGUAUGCUCUUGUGUGUGGAAAGUGAACUCACAAGAGAAAGAAAUGAAACGGUGGCUGAAGGAAGUCCACCAGAACUUGGUUUUGGUCAUGCCAGUGGUGGCCAACAAGCUGAAAGUCCAUUUUUAAUUCUGGGAAAGGUGGUGUUGCAACAGAGCUAUGUCUGCGCCCUGAUAGCAAUGAUGGUUUGGAGCAUCACGUACCACAGCUGGCUGACAUUUGUCUUGCUGCUGUGGGCUUGUCUCAUCUGGAUUCUGCGUGCCAGACGACAUGCAGCCAUGCUGUGCUCUCCGUUUAUCUUGGUUUAUGGUGUGGCACUGUGUUGUCUGCAGUAUAUAUGGGCCAUGGAACUUGACCCUGAACUGCCUACCACUAUGGGAACCAUGAGUCUCAGACAACUAGGGCUGGAUAAAGCGCAGUACCCCUGUCUGAGACUGGGAGCUAUGCUCCUGUUCACCUCAACCUUUUGGCUUUUAGUACGUCAGUCAGUGAAGGAAAACUUCAGCAUGAGGAGAAAAAUGGCCACACCCUUGCAAGAAGUCACCACAACAGAGAUGGAUUCCUCACAUGAAUCAGCGCUGAAGGUCCUGGGAGGCAUGGUGCUGAGUUGCUAUGCCAAAUAUUGGAUCUACGUGUGUGGCGGGAUGUUCCUCAUGGUCUCUUUUGUGGGAAAACUUGUUGGAUACAAGCUCAUCUACAUGCUGCUUUUCCUGCUCUGCCUCUGUAUAUAUCAGGUGUACUAUUCUGUCUGGAGGCGUCUUUUGAAGAUGUUCUGGUGGCUUGUUGUAGCCUACACCAUGCUGGUGCUGAUUUCCAUCUACACGUACCAGUUUGAAGACUUCCCUAUUUAUUGGAGGAAUUUUACUGGUUUAAAAGAACAACAGCUGGCAGCGAUUGGUCUGGAGACAUUUGCCCUCUCAGAGCUGUUCAUUAGCAUUCUGAUCCCUGGAUUCUUCUUGUUGGCCUGUAUUCUACAGCUGCACUAUUUCCACAAACCCUUCAUGAGAAUCACUGACCCUGAAUAUGUUUCGCCAAUACGCAGGAAAAGCAGCUUUGAGCAGGCUGGCUCAGGUCAUGUUGGAAUGGACUCUGAAGUGGACGUGGUAACAAACAUAGACGAUGACUCUGCAGAUAAAGAGAAGCUGAUGCCUAGCAAGUGGGGCCUGGUGAUGGACAGGUUACUGGUCCUGUUCAGAAAGUUCUCAGACAUUCUCACAAGAGGUCAAGUCUUUCUCUGGAGGCUUCUGGAGAUUCACAUCCUUAAGAUGGUGGCCUUCUACUCUGUGUGGGUUGCGCUUGAAGAGCCAUCUGUGCUCAACCUGGUCCUGGUGGUGCUGUGGUCUUUGGCAAUGCCUUUCAGUGGCUUCAGACCAAUGGCUUCCAGUCUGUCAACAGUGUGGGUGUGUGUCAUCAUCAUGUGUAAGAUGCUCUACCAGCUAAGUGUUGUCAGCCCUCCCGAGUACUCCAGCAACUGCAGCCUACCUCUACACAAUGAAACCAACCUGUCACAAGGGGAAAUAAGGAAUUCUUCCCUGUAUAGGGAACCAGUGGAUCCAGCCAGGUGGUUUGGCAUCAGGAAGGAAGCUACUGUGCUGGACUACAGCAAGAGCCACUUAGUCGUGCUGCUAUUGUUGGUGUUUGAGGCCACAGUGUAUCGUCAUCAGGCUCACCACUAUCGUCAGCUCCAACAAUCUCCCCCGAACAUACCUGUCCUGUUCACAGACGCCACCAGGGACACUUUAGACAAAGGCCUCAUACCGUGCUUCAAGUACCUGCUCAACUACACUUUCUACAAGUUUGGAUUGGAGAUCUGCUUCCUGAUGAUUGUGAAUGUGAUUGGCCAACGAAUGAACUUUCUGGUCAUCCUCCAUGGUUGUUGGUUGGUCGCCAUUUUAGUGAGACGACGUCGAUCAAAAAUUGCAAGGAUAUGGCCAAAAUAUUGUCUCUUUCUGGCCAUCUUCAUGAUCUAUCAGUAUUUACUGUGUGUGGGUAUACCACCUGCUCUCUGUAAAGAUUACCCAUGGCGGUGGAACACCCCAGUUUUAAUGAACUCUGCGCUCAUUAAAUGGCUUUAUCUGCCAGACUUCUACACAGUCCCUAACUCCAAAAACCUGAUAGUGGACUUCGUGCUGCUGAUAUGCGCAUCCCAGCAGUGGAAAGUGUUUGAGUGUGAGCACAUGGAGGAGUGGAUGGUUCUGGCAGGAGACAAUACAGACAGCCCUGAUCCAAUGGAAGGACGACUGUUUAACCCUGCAUCCAACUUCAUCAACUGCAGGAGUUACCUGGACAUGGCUAAAGUUUUCGUGUUUCGCCACCUAUUCUGGUUUGUCCUCUCAGUGGUCUUCAUCACCGGGGCUAUGCGUGUCUCUGUAUUUGGACUGGGAUACCUUCUCUCCUGUUUCUUUUUUUUGCUUUUUGGUACCCAGUUAUUUGUGAAACCAUCCACGACACGCCUUGCCAUGUGGGAUUGUCUCAUCAUCUAUAAUGUGGCAGUCAUCAUAUCAAAAAAUAUUCUAUCAAUUCUGGCAUGUGUGUUUGUUUUGGAGAUGCAGAAGGGCUUUUGUUGGAUGAUCCAGCUCUUCAGUUUAGUUUGCACAGUCAAAGGAUACUAUGAUCCAAACACAGUUAGUGAUAAGAGCUGCAGCCUCCCAGUAGAGGAAGCUGGGAUCAUCUGGGACAGUAUUUGUUUUCUCUUCCUGUUGCUGCAGAGAAGGGUCUUCCUCAGUUUCUAUUUCAUUCACGUCGUUGAGGAAUUGCAGGCAUUUGCUAAACAGGCAUCAAGGGGGUGUGAGCUCUUCAAAGCCACUAUAAUGAAAAACAUUAAAUUACACCAACAGGCUGAGAUGAAAUCCUUAUCCCAGCUCAAGAGAUCAAUGCACAGAAUUCGCUCCAAACAGCAGAGGUACAGAGAUGGACACAAAAUUCUAGAAGAAGACACCCAGAGUGAAAGUUCGGAAACUAAGACAGAGAAAAAGAGUUCUCAGUCACGGGUGGACCAUGCAACAGUCCUGCACUCAGGAGAGUACUACCUGUUUGAAUCAGAUAGCGAAGGUGAACAUGAACUACUGUCUGAGGAGCAGAAGCCUCAGAAACAGACCGCCUAUCAGUUGGCUUAUCAAGCGUGGGCGACCAAUUUGAAAAGAGCUCUGAGAGAACGUCAGAGAAACCAAAGACAACAGAGAAGACUUGAAAUGAUGGAGGAUGAGAUUGCCACACAAGAGGAGGCUUGCUCUGUAAAAGACGACAACUACGUGUUUGAAGAUCUUCACUUUCAGGAGCUAGAGGAACCAGAGGAGUCUGGUCAUGGAGAGAUUGUUCAGAGGAUCUUAGAUAUUCUAAGUUUUUUAUGGGCCAUCAUACAAGCCAUGAUGGAUGGACUGACCCAGUGGCUUAACCUGCUGACUAAGCAGUAUCGGGAAACGUCUGCAGUUCUGUGCAAUGAACGCUACUUCUUUAUAAAGAAGAUACAGCAACCUCACACGACAGCAGACUCUUUGGCCGACCAGUUUUCUCAAGGAAGUGGGAGUUCUCAUUUGAGUCAAACUGAUACAGAUUUCUCUACACCUUACAGCUGCUUGGAGGAUAGCCAGGUUGUAGAGGGAUUGUCUCCCCCCAGACCAAGGCUCAGCAGCACUGCAAACCUCCUGAAUCCCGAACUCCUACUCGGAAGCAGUGACCAGACACCUGAGCAAUCCAUCCAACAACACAGACACUCCAGAACAGCCAGUGAGGUGCUGGGAGACAGGUACAUCCUCAUUGAAGAGCUGGAACAAAGCAGAAUGUUCUACAGCAAUCAAAACCGUGUGCUGAAGCUGCUCUUCGCCACACACAGUCUGUUGGCAGCCUACUCGGAGCUAGUUUGUUAUUUCAUCAUCAUCUUGAAUAAUGUGGUCAGUGCCUCUGUGAUAUCGCUGGUCCUGCCCAUUAUGAUCUUUCUAUGGGCUAUGUUGACUGUUCCAAGACCAACCAAAAGAUUUUGGAUGACUGCCAUUGUCUACACAGAGGUGAUGGUGGUGGUAAAAUACCUCUUUCAGUUUGGAUUUUUUCCUUGGAACAGUGUUUAUGAGAUGACUUUGAAUGAAGACAAGCCUUUCUUUCCACCUCGCAUCCUGGGUCUGGAGAAGACAGACACCUACAUAAGAUAUGACCUCCUUCAGUUGCUGGCUUUGUUCUUCCAUAGAUCUUUGCUCAUGCGUUAUGGCUUGUGGGACCACAAAGACCCCUUGGAGGAACAAAGUAACUCUUCAGAGAAUAACAAGGAGAGAGAAGACAAAAACCAAGUGUGUAGGUUAAACUCUGUGUCCACCACAGAAAACCUAACUAUUACUGACCUGGAACAACUUGAAAAGGUUAAUGUGAACGAUGUUGGAAUAAGCACUUGCGAUAUCACCACACAACUCCUUUCAGCUGACUCAGCAGCAGCCCAGGACGGACAAGAAAUGAUGCCUGGACCGAAUCCUUCCAGUAGCUUGAAAAAGGAUGCAAUGAGUGGGAGCAAGGAGUUCAUAGAGGAAGUCCAGAAGAAAAGUGGCGGCCUCCACCUACGCAAGAAACUGAAAGAGCUUAAAAAACACUAUUCCAAAGUGAAGUCUACUGAGAGCACAUGUUCCAGCAAAGACCAAAUGAAGAAAAAAAAGAGGAAGGACAAGAAGAGAGAAGGAGCCAGCCAUAGACUACAAAUGAUUAGACACAAGUUAAAACAAGCAUUUAUCUAUGGGAUUCAGGGUGUUUACAGGCCCAUUCAAGGUUUCUUCAGUCAUACACUUCAAGCAGACUAUCGGGUUGCCACCGAUGUCUAUGCACUGAUGUUCCUGACUGAUGUCAUCGACUUCAUCAUCAUUGUGUUUGGCUUUUGGGCUUUUGGGAAGCACAGUGCAGCAGCUGAUAUAGCAUCCACCUUGUCAGAAGACCAGGUUCCUGAAGCAUUUCUGGUGAUGCUCCUCAUCCAGUUCAGUACCAUGAUCAUUGACAGAGCACUCUACCUGCGGAAAGCAGUUUUGGGGAAACUCAUUUUCCAGGUGGGUCUUGUGUUUGGAAUACACCUGUGGAUGUUCUUCAUCCUCCCGGCUGUCACUGAAAGGAGGUUCAAUCAGAACUUCGUGGCCCAGCUGUGGUACUUUGUCAAAUGUAUUUACUUUGCCCUGUCAGCAUAUCAGAUCCGCUGUGGAUACCCGACUCGUAUUCUUGGCAACUUCCUCACCAAAAACUACAGCCACCUCAACUUGUUUCUCUUCCAAGGGUUCCGUCUAGUCCCUUUCCUUGUAGAGCUGCGAGCGGUGAUGGACUGGGUUUGGACUGAUACUACUCUGUCUCUUUCCAACUGGAUGUGUGUAGAGGACAUUUAUGCCAAUAUUUUCAUCAUCAAAUGCAGCCGCGAGACAGAGAAGAAAUAUCCACAGCCUAAAGGACAAAAGAAAAAGAAGAUGGUGAAAUAUGGAAUGGGUGGACUCAUCAUCUUCUUCUUAGUGUGCAUCAUCUGGUUUCCCCUGCUCUUCAUUUCAUUGGUCCGGUCUGUGGUGGGUGUGGUAAACCACCCUAUUGAUGUUACUGUUACCGUCAAACUUGGAGGAUAUGAGCCUCUCUUCACCAUGAGUGUCCAGCAGCAGUCAAUUCAGCCCUUUACACAGGAAGAAUAUCAUGAACUUACCAAAAAGUUUGGAAACAAUGCGGUAGCCAUGCAGUUCAUUUCCCUCUAUGGUUGUGAGGACAUUGUCACGGCCAUGAUUGAGGGCAGUUCAGGAUCAGUGUGGAGAAUAAGCCCUCCCAGCAGACAGGAAGUUAUUAAAGAACUUCUUGAAAGCCCUGCUGACCUAACAUUACGUAUGUCGUGGAAUUUCCAAAGGGACCUGGGCAAAGGAGGGACUGUGGAGCAUACAUAUGACAAGCAUUCUAUUCACCUGGAGCCAGGGAACCCCGUCAGAGCCAAUCUCGCUUCUCUCCUGGUGGGCAAUCGCACCAAGCCUGUGCAUGUUCCAAAUAUGUUCCCAAAUUACAUCCGUGCCCCCAAUGGAGCAGAGGCCAAACCAGUCAAUCAACUAUAUGAAGGAAACGAAGGAGGGUACCAGAAUAUAACCCUUUUCUUGAUGAGUGACAAGUCGCUGAACUCCAGUGGAAAACAGGAGUGGUGGGACAUCGCCAUUGGCGGCUGUGACCCUUCUUCAUGUGGAGUUCUGUCCAUGGUCAUAUUCAAUGACAAAGUCAGUCCACCCAGCCUUGGCUUCCUUGCUGGAUAUGGGAUCAUGGGUUUGUAUGUGUCUGUGGUCCUCGUCAUCGGGAAGUUUGUCAGAGGCUUCUUCAGUGAGAUCUCCCACUCCAUCAUGUUUGAGGAGCUUCCCUGUGUGGACCGCAUACUGAAGCUCUGCAUGGACAUCUUCCUGGUGCGUGAAACUGGAGAGCUGGAGCUGGAAGAAGAGCUUUAUUCAAAACUCAUCUUCCUCUAUCGGUCACCAGAAACCAUGAUCAAAUGGACCAGGGACAUCCGCAGCCAAGACAGACACUGACCAGCUGACUGGUUGUCACUGAAAAUAUUGUCUUACCCAGUCGAGGUCUGGGAGAACACUGCAACAAUCGUCAUGGAACUCCACUUACGCGCGUGAAGAUCAAAGAAUGUUCAGUAUUAUUACCUGUACACGUGUUGGACAUACGAAGGUCAACAUCGCUUCUUAUUCUUCAGACCACACUGCUUCAUGCUGUACUUGUAGGUCUUUACAGACCCAUGACAAUUAGGGAUGCUCCGAUUCCCAUAAUCCAUGAUUGUAACCGGCCGAUACUGAUCACAAAGAUUAAGUGUAAAUGUUUAAAUGUAUUUAUGAUGACUGCUAUCGGCCCGCGGUGCCGUGUAAGAGGGAAAAGUUAGGACAAUUCCAAGGUCCCUGACUGCUAGGGGCCCAAAAUACUGUUAGGGGUCAGCUGCCAAAACUUUAUUUUUUUUCAUGGGGCCCUAUUGGCGAUAUGAUAUGAAAUAUGGAACCAUAAAAAGACAUAUUGAACUUGCUUUUUCAAAAGAACACUGGUGAAACUUCCAGAGGAUGAGACGCCUUCUUUAAGGAGACUUUGGAUGUGAGAGUACAUUGUUUGAUGGCGUUCUAGCAGGACUUCCUGGUAGCACGUAGGUGGGCUCCAAGUGAAUCAGCAAACCCGGUGUCUUCCAGCGCUGACAGAAGAUUGUCAUCUAGCCGAUGAAUUCAAUUAUUUUUCAGGUUAGACUUGUGCAACGCACAUACGAGCAAGUGUUGUCCAACGUUUUGGCUACAUUAGCUGCCUUUUGACUGCAGAUGCCUCCAAAACUCACCAAAAGGGUCCGUGACAUGAUUCAUCAACUUUAUAUAACUAUAUAACUAUGUCAUUUAAAUUUGAAAAAUGACAUUUAUAGUUCAUGGCGCCAGAAGAGACGCUCACUCACUCAGGUAAACAAACUUAGAGGUGUACGAUACACAGCGAUUACAGUGAUUGAGCCAUGUGUCAAUAGUUUGAGGAGGAUGAGACAUUUGGAGAUGAAAUAGAGAACUUUUAGAACAUUAUUGUGCUUCCUAAUGAGCGUAAAGGGCUUUUAUAGCUUGAUUGAUUUCAUAUUUCGUCACCGUCGCAAACAUCUUUUAUGGCUGUGAAAAGAUGUUUGCAUGCAUGCUUUGCAGCCUCGUCAUUAUGGCGGAACAGUGGUUAAAGACAUUAUGUAACAAGACAAAACUCAAACUUUUGACGUAGUGCUUGCUCUUGUCUUGUUUUUUUCCCCGACAGAAUAGCAUCCUGUUUCAAAGUGCAUUUACUUUCAAGUCAAAUGCUUCUUGUAAAGGUGUUCCUUCAUAGCAGUCAUCAGUGAAAUGAUCACUGCAAAAAAAGAACUCGAGGUGGGCGUCCAUCUGUCUAUCGUUCUCUGCACUUGCUUUGUCCAUUGUUGUCUUAAAGCUUCCUCUUUUGGAAAAGAAAACAAACUUACAGGAUCACUUGGAUACUAUGAACAUCCAGCAGCAACCCGACAUUUUGGCAUGACUACUAUUUUGUUAAAAAAUUAUACGGAAACAUAACAAUAUACUGAACCAAGUGACCAGCUACCUCAAGAAGCGUUUGUUUGCUCUGCUUUAGCCAAUGGCGCCACUUCCGAAAAUGAGGCUGAACAUCGAGAGUUCAUUCAACAUGGCUGGCACCACGAACUAUAAAUGUAUUUUUUGCUAAUUUACCAUUUAUUUUUUUUACGUGCUACCCCUGCGAGACAUUUUUCGUGGCAUGUUUUGCAGGGUGCAAAAUUUAUGUCACUCACACAAACGGCAGGUAAGUUCCACACGGCAGACGUUUGUUUGUUUUAGGUUUGACACUCCUGUGCAGUAUGAAGGAAAGUGGGCAGGGGAUGCUGCAGGCCGCAUUCUGCGAGCCACAGGUGAUCAGCUUCUGUGGUCGGCGUUGAAAGGCAUUUAUCGGCAAAUGCCGAUCACAUGCUUUUUCACAGAAACUGGCUGAUAUUGAUUGGUGGCCGAGCAAUCGGCGCAUCCCCAGAUUUCAAUAAAUGGUGUAUUAAAGCACAUGAAGUCAAAAUCACCUGGUACAGCGAAGACACUCAGUGAGCUGCUAUGACUUUUAACCCCAAACUACAAUAAUGUAAAUGUCAAUAACAGACGAGAUGGAAAUAAACAACCACCUAGUGCUUCCAGAGAAAUGGAAUGAAUGAAUGAGUGUGCACAUGUUUUUUUAGACCCUGGAAGCAAGUUUGAAGCCAUCACUUCCUGCCUGCAGAAGCCUGAACAUGUGUCUUUGACCUCUGUGCGUCCCUCAGAGACAGACACAGUCUUCCCAGGUGUUGUGGGGGUGACGGGGGUGUGUCUCUUGUGGUCUGUGGUCUGGGCACGCAGCCUCUCCUUGGAACCCUGCCAUGGCUGUGGUGCUUGUGGGCCAGAGCACCUAAGGAGUGCCUCUGCAGGACUAAAGUGUUGUGACUGUGCGAGGCGGGGAAGGGGGAUUUGGGUCUCCUGGGCAACGGCGUCGCUUGCGGAGGACAACAUCCCAUCUAGUGCCACGUGUGAUGCGUUCACCUGACUGAUGUGGAUGAUGAAGCCGUUGGAUUCUCAGGAUGGGUGACACCGCCUCUCCGCCGCUGUCUCUCCAAGCUUCGUCACUUUUGCUGAAAAUCGGACUCGAUGGCGGCGCCAUCCAACACGACUCCGUCAAGCUAACUUUGAAGCCACACGCAUAUUUGGAGGAGCUUUUGUAUUCUCCUGAGGGAUAUUUAACAAGAUGGAAUUGUAGAAUUUGAACAGAUCGUGAAUGAUGAUCAUUUGUUUUGUUUUAUUCGUUUUGGUGAGUUUUCCUGCAUUUUCAUCUCACCUACUUGGCGAAGGACCCGUAGAGGCACAUUAUGUAUGUGCAAUAUUGUAAUAUUG